Messenger RNA from Gigantopelta aegis, 2547 nucleotides. Its product is annotated as cobalamin trafficking protein CblD-like. The record is from RefSeq and is a predicted model, not a curated record. Bases 148 to 1011 code for a protein of 287 amino acids. Gene Ontology annotation, biological process: cobalamin metabolic process. Gene Ontology annotation, cellular component: mitochondrion. NCBI's taxonomy places the organism in Eukaryota, Metazoa, Mollusca, Gastropoda, Neomphalida, Peltospiridae. The transcript is spliced from 8 exons.
UAUUAAUCGAGACUUAAGAUGGGAAACCAAAAUGUCGUUUACGAAGUAUCUGUUGAUUAACCUUGUAAAAACAAAGACAACUUAAAAUAUAAUACUGCAGAACCUAAACUUGUUAUUACAGUGAGUGGAUAGCACAUACAAUAAUUGAUGGCUGCAAGGCUGAUAUCUGGCAAUAGGAAAAUAGUUGCUUACUUGCCCAACCUGCAAGCUGUGGUGAAACAUUUAAGAACAUUUUCUUCCUAUGACGGACAUCAACAUUCUGGCACGUACUUCGGAGAACCCACAGGAUCUGCGACCGUUUGGCCAGACAAGGACCUCGGACCUUUUGGUCCCGAGGACAAGAGAUUCCCACUCCCCGGACGUGUGGGACACAGUUUGUUUUUACGAGAACGACCGAUAAUAUUUCACCCAGACCCCAGCUCUACACUUCCACAGUUACCGGUGGAACGACACUCCGACAUCGCAGAGCAGUUUCUAUCUUCGGUUGAACAGAUUGAGGAAUCGAGUGGAUUUUUACCUGAAUCUAUACCACAACCCUCUGAAAUGUUAGAAUGCAUUGCACAGGAUUGUCCAAUGAUUCUGAGAAAAGAAUUUGCUGACCUCUUUCCCGAAAGAAACAUCCUGGAAGGUGUUUUGACUGUGAUAUCGAUUAGCCAGAAAACCGUCAAUGAUAUGACUGUCUGGUCGGCUGAUGUAGAAAUAGAAAGGGAAACACUGCUAGAAGCAUUUAUUCAGGGUGCUACUGAAAUCUGCGAAGCUUUACAAGAGGGUGGAUAUUGGGCAGACUUUAUUGACCCUUCGUGUGGGAAACCAUAUCUUGGAUCUCAUACAAAUUCAGUUUUUUUUGAAACUGAUGACAGAUACCGAAAGUUGGGCUUUGAAAUCGUGGAUCUCGGCUGCUGUAAAGUGAUCUCUCACCACAUCUGGGGCACUCACACGUUUGUCGGCAGUCUGUUCACAAACGCACCACUAGAUCACGAAGUGUUACAGGACAUGAAGACCUCCCGUUAAACCAUUUUUUGUUGUGUCCUGAAAUAGGUUGUUUAUAUUGUUUCAGUGAGUUUGUAUGCAUUUAGAAUUAUGUGAGUCUAGAUAGGUUGUUUAUAUUAAUUCAAGGAGAGUGUAUGCAUUUAAAUAGUGAGACUAAGCAAUCAGUGUAUAGGACAUAAAUGUUUUCUGGGUUUUUUUAAAGACUUUGGUAUCUUGAUUGAACAUUUCUUUUUUGUGUGAUUUCUGUAGUGUUUUUGAUGAAAGAUCUAUACCACAGCAGUGUUUUUGUUGCAGUAGUGAAUAACAUUUUCAACAGAAGAAUAUAAUUUGUUAUGUUGUUGAUAGAGGCUGAUGGUGCACUUUGCAAGUAAAUAAGAAUGAAAACCUGAUGUUGUAAUCAGGUUGUAAAAUAAAACAUAAUGGUAGAUAUUGGCCUGUUCAGGAAUGUAGAAAAUAUUUAAUGUUAUAAUGUUAAAGUUACUGACCCUUUUGUCUGAGGUUUCAUAUAUAAUGAUAUAUUUAGAGCUAAACCUGACCAGAAACACAUUACAUAUGCACAAAUUGGUAAUAUAAACAAUAUAUUUUCGAAGUAACCUAAUUUAAGUUUUAACAGUAAAUUAUAUGGUCAAAGUAAGACUCUUUAAGAGUGAUUUAUUAAACAACCUUUAAUAGCUGAAAAUAUUUAAAUUGCCUUGUAACUAGGGGGUCACUGCUUUUAAGAAACUAAUAUGAGAAAUUUGUGGAGGGAAACCCCAUUUUCACUAAUGUGUAUACUAACUUUUUUACUAAACCAUCUUUUUAACUGUAAGCAGACCUCGCCUUUUAAGGGGAGCUGUCACACAUGCUCCACGUCACUCCCCUGAUACUAAUUCAAGGAGAGUAAGUCUUAGCUUCCCUUAGCAUGUGAAUUUUUUUUUCUUAAGUACAGCAAAACUCCUAUAAACCGUACACCCUUGGGACCAAUAAAAAUGUCUGCUAUAAAAAUGAAUCUGGUUUAGAGAGGUUCAAUUAUGUACUGGUUUUUAAAAGGGACUUUGAAAAACGUCCGGUUUUGAGGGUAUUCCGGUUUACAGAGGGUCCGGUCUUGAGAGGUUUCACUGUAUUACAAAAGGGUUCAGUAUCAAUGCUCAAUAUAUUCCCCAUAAAUCUUAAGUUACAGGAGCAGUUAAUCACUGCUCUCAAUGUUUACUGACAGCGAGGUUUCUGUAGGUCAUGUUUUAACAAUAUCAAUAAUCUAUCAUACAAACAUAUCUGCCAAAAACACCCCCAAAAUGUCAACACUAUAAAUUGAACAAGAACAGACAUUUAUGUCAUUGUAAUAAUGACACAUAGGAGGUGGUAUAAUUGACUUAUUAAACAUCAUUUUGGGGUUCUUGGAUUUGUUUCUUUUGCACAGUAUUAUACAGUAAUGGGCACUGUCUAAUACUUUUAGCAUUUGCUAAAAGAUGUGCUUUGUUUACUGUACAGGUUGUAAAGUGAGUUAAUUAUUUACAUUUGUUUGUAUGAAUAUGUAAUAAAAUGUGAUGGAAAUUUUGAAAUAAAAAUAUUUUACCAUUA